AUGAUACUCAAAGGUUGUGUCCUGUAUCCUUUGUGCUCUCCGAGGAAUAAGCAAAGAUGUUCCAGGCUGUGGAAAAUAUCCUAUGGAGGAUUACUGAAGAUAGUGACUGGCUCCCUCUUAACAUUUUAUGUGGUACUCUGUCUUGAUAGCGGGAUGGUGCUUAUGAGCAAGCAGGUGCCAUCAAGGUUCAUGUACCCCAAAGAGUGGCAGCACCUCACCAUGUUCAUCCUCCUCACUCUCAAUGGCUGCGUGGACUUCAUGAGCAAGAACGUGCUGCCUCAGAGGUGUGUGGGCCUAGAAAAAGGUACCCUGGUCCUGAUCAUCUACCAGCUCCUGCUGCUGAUGGUGUCACAUGCUAAAGACUCAGAAGGGGUGGAGCUGCACGUUCACUCUCUGCUCAUUUUGGUGGUGUUCCUGCUGUUGCUGGUGUUGACUGCACAGCUGUGGGCUCCCAACAUGUGUCAUCUCCAGCUGAUGGAGACCUUUCUGAUGCUGAUGAUGGGCUCCUGGCUGAUGCAGGCAGGCUUUAUUCUAUACAGACCUGUCUCUGGCUACCCAUGGCAAGACGAUGACAUCAGUGACAUCAUGUUUGUCACCACCUUCUUCUGCUGGCAUGUGAUGAUCGAUGCCUCAUUCCUGUUGGGAAUCUAUGGCUUCUCUUCCUUUUGGUAUCAUUGUUACAGUCCCAGCUUGAAGCUGACCGGACCCAAAGAAGCUCCGUAUUAUGCAAGCACUCCAGGAGGACCCCUCUACAAGUUGCUACAGGAAGUGGAGCAGUCAGAGAAAGAGGACCAGGCUCUCCUUUUUUCAAAGAGCUCCCCCUGA
Messenger RNA from Macaca mulatta (Rhesus monkey), 825 nucleotides. RefSeq names its product transmembrane epididymal protein 1 (gene TEDDM1). NCBI's taxonomy places the organism in Eukaryota, Metazoa, Chordata, Mammalia, Primates, Cercopithecidae. The record is from RefSeq and is a predicted model, not a curated record.